GGCUGAGGAGAGCGGGGGCGGGCGCGGCGUCGAGGCGUCGCUGAAGCAGGAGAUGUUUGCGAUCCACUGCGAGAUUCUCGAGUACGUGUUCGCCGAGGCGCUCAAGUGCUGCCCCGAGGUGGUCACGCACGUCGCCGUGGUAACCGCCACGCUCGUGCCCGUCGUGAAGCUGUCCUCGGGGUCGGCGUCGGAGAAGGCAAGAUCCCUGCUGGAAAUGCUCUUCGUUCAGAAUGCCAGCAAACUUGCCGACGUGAUGGCGUCCCUGCAUCCCUUUCCUGACACGCCGGACUUUGCCAGGCUACGAGCUGUGCACAGGAAGUACAAGUAUGCGGACGGCGUGUUAAGUUUGCGGGAGGAGAUUGAGAUAUUUCUGAAGGCCAGCGAGGCGAGUGCUCCUCACAGCCGUGGUGAGGGCCUGCAGCACAUCGGUGAACAACUGUCAUCACGCAGACUGGAGUUAGAAGUGCUGGUGCGCGAGUGCAAACGCAAUGGGCAGCAGAGCAUCCUGGUGCGGCUGAUCUGUGAGCUGAUAGCGGUGUGUCGUGCCGCGGGAGGCGAAGAGGAGAGGCAGGCGGCCGCACGGUGUCUCGGCAGCAUCGGAGUCGCCGAUCUCUUCACGCUCGUGCUGCAGGCGAGGGGGGCGCUGCAGGGCGGCCGCUACGAGCCGCGGCUUCUGCCCGGCUCCACCGACAGCUGCGACCACCUGUUCUACCGCAACGCCACCAUCUUCCACCAGCUGAGCACCUACCUGACCGACUCAAGUGUGGAAGUGGUGACUGCUGCCAGCUCUGUGCUUAAACAUCUCCUAGCUACCAAGUCAGGGCAAGACUUUGCUGCCCUUUAUAAAGAUGCCACCAAUGACCAUCUCUUCCAGAACCUUCAUCCUUUUAGGAAAAGAACGAGGGUUGCGAGCGCGCGGAUAAUAGUGCCGCAUGAGGCUACCUUCCUAGCCACCAUGGACAUACAGGAAGUGUGGGCACCCACCAACAGCACGCAUGCAGACUGGAUCACAAACUUGGUCUGCUACCUCAUCAAAAGCACUGCAGUCACCGAUGAAAUGUUGCUUCUGUUGGAGCCUAUCUGCAAGGCGAAGGUUGAGUUUUGCGAGCUGGUGCUGCCGUACCUAGUACACAGCAUCCUCGCGCGACGCUGCGACGUGCACCGGGACGUCCUCUCCAGGCAGGUCCGGGUCUUCUUCUCCAGCCACUGCGGUGCCGCCGCGCCUGCCGGCGGCAGCAGACCAACCACUCCGGCUUUUACAGGAGCGGCAAGUGAUGUGCCUCUAACGAUGAACAAGCACUCUGUACGGGUGAUGCUGAACUUACUGCAGUAUCUACGUCUGCAGCAAACUCACACCACAUGCGGGCUGGCGGCGACAGCCUGGGACACCAACUUCUGGCUGGACGUGGACUACCUGCAGCUGGCGCGCGCCGCGCAGUACUGCUCCGCCUACUUCACCUCGGUGCUGUUCACGGAGAUCGCUUGCUACAUCGCCGCCGACAUGUGCGCGAGUGAGCUGCCACUGCCGCCGCCGAAGCGUGCCGGCAAGGCGACGAUGACGCAGCAGGAGGUGAGCGAGAUAAGCCAGACGUUCUUUGUCUCGCGGCUGGACAGCGUGGGCGCGCACGCUGCUGGCGCGCACGCCGUGCUGCUGGAGGCUUACAGGGCCAUCGGCGACUCUGACUGCGUCUACGGCUGCGUCGUGGGACGGCUUGCGGACCCCGCUACCAGAAUCACGACGUAUGAGAUGGAGAACAAGUGGGAGCGAGCGCUCGGAACCUACGAUCUUCUAACGCACCAGCAACCGGCAGAGGGCAGCACUGGCAUAGUUAAGGCCCUACAGUGCGCAGGCCUUGAUCAUGUGCUGCACAGUUAUCUGGAGCAGCUGAGAGCUGAGAAUCGCAUGGAGGAUGACGCUGGACUGCAGUCUGUGUUCUACGGGUCUGCGUGGAGAGACCUCGGUCAGUGGAACCUGGAUACCACCCAUAGGUCCCAGAGUGCGGAGUUUCAGCAGACAAUCUACAGCGCGCUUCAGCAGGUUGCCGACGGCAACGAGGCAUCUGCCGCCAUGUCGCUGGCCGCCGGCCGCGAGGCGGUGAUUGGUCAGCUGCUGCACGCAGGACUGGAGACGACGCGGAACAUCUACCCUGCUCUGUCAAGCCUUCAGUGCCUGAACGAACUAGAGCAAGCUCUGCCUGUCAUCUGCAGGGCAGAGUUGGUGGGAGACCUGCUGCAGCGGUGGCAGCACAGUGACGUUUACAGCGUCGCAGACUACGACUUUGUGGAGCCGGUGCUGUCGCUGCGCUGCGCCGUGCUCUCAGUGCUGGCGCGACGUCGCGGCGCCGCCAACGUCGACCUACAGGGGGCGCUGAUGACCAGUCUCGAGCGGCUGUCGAGAUUGGCGCGCGAGGCGGGCCUGCUCCAGAUUGCUGAGAAGAACAUAUUUCGCAUCAAGCAACUGGAGCAGAAAUGGCAGACUGGUGAGUUGUCGUGGAACUUGGAAGAAGCGAAGAUCUACUGGGCGCGCGCGGAGUGCGACACGGCUCUCUGCUUGCUCAAGUCACUCGUGUGUGACCUCAAGAAGGCAACUGCGAACGGAUCAGUGAGGCGAAAUGCGUCGCUGUACCCGAAGGCAUUGUGCCUGUAUGGAGACUGGUUAGCUUCAACCCACUCUAAGCAUCCUCAGGUUAUCAUGGAGGAUUACCUCGAAAAGGCGGUGGAGUGCGUGGAGAGAGGCGGUGCGCAGGCGGCGGCCGUGGCACUGGAUGCUUACCUGUCGCUCGCGCGAUACGCCGACAACCAGUACCGUCACGUCGUCGACUACAUGUGCUCGAGCACGUACGACGCGAAGCAGGCCCUGCUGCGCGAGAGCCGCGAGGCCGCCAGCAUGAUCAAGACGAUGGACAGGAACCAGAAUGUCUCGAGUCGCGUGCUCAUCACGCUGGAGAAACAGAGCAUCCUCGACCAGCGCGAGAUGAGCGACAUGCUACGCCAGAAGAACACGUUCCUCGUGAAGGCCGUGAACAACUACUUGCGGCUGCUGCGCGCGGGCGACGAUCACGACCUGCGCGUGUUCCGCCUCGUCUCGCUGUGGUUCCACAACGCGAACAACGACGACGUCAACGCCCUCAUCAAGGAUGGCGUGGGAUGCAUCAAGUCGCACAAGUUUCUCGCGUUGAUGUACCAGCUGGCCGCGCGUAUGAGCACCAAACAGCAACACAGCUCACUGUUCCAACCCACACUAGACGAGCUGAUCGUGCGUACAGUGAAGGACCACCCGCACCACACGCUACCCAUCAUUCUCGCGCUAGCAAACUCUUACAAAGACACCGAGCUGUUCGCUUCCAAGACCACACCCGGUCGCGGCCGGAGGUCAAAGGUCAAGGAGAAUUCGGUCGUGGAAGAGGACAGAGUGCUCGCCGCCAAGAACAUGUUGAACCUGCUGCGGGUCAGAGGUCACGGUGACAUCAUCGCCAACAUGGAGGCGCUGUCCGACGCCUACAUCUCGCUCGCCUACCUCGACGCGAGCGCUCACAAGAAGGAGACUCAGUCGAUCAACAUCCCGGCGAGCCAGCAUCUGCUCGCGCUCGCCAACCUGCACAACGUUGCCGUGCCGACGCUUGAGCUGCCGGUGGAUCCGACAUGCGAGUACAAGAACAUCGUGCACGUCGUCAGGUUUGCGCCGACAUUUAAACUAGCCGGUGGUCUCAACCUUCCCAAGAUAAUCACCUGCCUCAGCUCUGAUGGCAAGCAGCGAAGACAACUAGUCAAGGCUAGGGAUGAUCUGAGACAGGAUGCUGUGAUGCAGCAGGUGUUUGCUAUAGUCAACAGACUGCUGCAGGGUCAGCAGGAGACAAGAAAACGCCGACUGCACAUACGCCAGUACAAGGUGAUGCCGCUCUCUCAGCGCAGCGGGCUGCUGGAGUGGUGUGAGGACACGAUCCCGCUCGGCGUCUACCUCGUCGGUGACAGCCAGCGUGGCGGCGGCGCGCACCACAAGUACCGGCCGGGCGACUGGACGGCGUCGGCGUGUCGGCGCGUGAUGUUGGCGGCGAGCGGCAGCGACAAGCUCGCGGCGUUCCUCGACGCGUGCCGCCACUUCCUGCCCGUCUUCCGACACUUCUUCUUCGAGGGCUUCGUCGAGCCGGCGAUCUGGUUCGAGCGGAAGCUGGCGUACACGCGCAGUGUGGCGACGAAUUCUAUAGUUGGAUACAUCCUUGGACUAGGAGAUAGGCACGUUCAGAACAUUCUGGUCGAUCGUAACACAGCUGAGCUCGUGCACAUUGAUUUAGGAAUUGCAUUUGAGCAAGGCAGGAUACUGCCGACUCCGGAGACGGUGCCCUUCCGGCUUACACGAGACAUCGUCGAUGGUAUGGGCAUCACUGGCACCGAAGGCGUCUUCCGCAGGUGUUGUGAGAAGACUAUGGAGGUGAUGCGUAGCUCGCAGGAGGCGAUCGUCACCAUCCUGGAGGUGCUGCUGCACGACCCGCUCUACGCGUGGAACCUGACGCCGCUGAAGGCCUGCGCCGUGCAGCAGCGCAAACACGACGAGAGUGCCAUCGCCGCCGCGACGACCGCCAACACGGACCUGCUCGACGUGGAGACGGCCGCCACCGCCGCCGGCAAGGCUGGUCACGGCUCAGACGCGGAUGUGAAUAAGAUGGCAGAGCGAGUGUUACUCCGCCUGAGGCAGAAGCUGCAGGGAGUUGAAGAUGGUGUUCCCCUCAGUAUCGAAGGCCAGGUGAGCCAUCUGAUCCAGGAAGCACGGGAUCCAAAGAACCUCGCGUGUCUGUUCCCCGGCUGGCAGCCAUACCUCUAGCCGUGCACGCACGCGCUCGUGUAGCACUGAGCACAGCCUGCACAUGCUCACUCACGUACUUCCUCACACCUGUUUUGGCUGGACGUGCCUUCUAACAGGUAUUCUUUACAUCUGCAGUGAUCGCUCGAACUAUAGCCUUGUGCGCAACUUAGUUAAACUUGUGCUAAACAUAACUAAACUUGUGUUAAACAGUGCUAAACUUGUGGGCGAAACACUCGUGCGCAAACAUUUUUGCACAUUCAACUAGGCUACCAGAGCCUAUAUCUGCUGGAUUGCACCUAUUACUUAUUUCACAUUUAUUUUUUUGAAGUCUGGAAGCUUUGAAAAUUACAAAUGUGGGUAACUAUAAUGUGCAGUACCGUUGCGGUUCCCCAUUACUGUGAUGAUCCUGAAGUGCUAAUGUAAAUAGCUUCCCAUGUAAAUAUGCCACCAUCUAAAACUUCAGUGGUAAAAAAUCACUCGCGUUCGUGCUUGCCAAUGCUAGAUUUGAUUGCAUACAAAUCCAGUGUGUUUAAUCCACUGCUGCUUAAUUUUAUAUCAGCAGUCUUCAGUUAAUAUCGGAAACAAAGCAAAACCUAAAUACCUCUUUUUUAAGGUUUUCAUACAUCAAGCAUGCCUGGAGGUUGGUGCUCAUGAAAGUUUAUUUUGAUAUUACCAAUGAUGUUCUAGUUGUGUUCCUUAAUUUGUUUGUAUAGCUUUUAUGUGAUCAUACAUUUUUGCAAGAAAGAUAUUUGUAAAAUUUCAACGGACUGAUAUUGCAGCCAGAUGCAAGAAAUCAUGAUAGUGACCAAAGUUUUUUGAGAAAUACGACCAUUAUAUGUGCUCAAAAUGCAAGUUCAAGAGCUAGUUUUGUAAAAUUUAUUUUACUUUAUAAGUAUACUGAAGAACAAGUUGUUUUUUCACAUUAUGUUUUAUGUCAGGUUCUUGAGCUGUUUAUAUAAGAAAUAACAUCAGUUUGUAUAAAAACCUCGUAUCUGUUUGCUAACUAUAUGCAAUAUAUUCGUCUUUCGGUAGUGCACAUAU
Messenger RNA from Priapulus caudatus, 5842 nucleotides. Its product is annotated as serine-protein kinase ATM-like. Gene Ontology annotation, molecular function: protein binding; protein serine/threonine kinase activity. Gene Ontology annotation, biological process: DNA repair. The record is from RefSeq and is a predicted model, not a curated record. Lineage: Eukaryota; Metazoa; Priapulida; Priapulimorpha; Priapulimorphida; Priapulidae. The coding region runs from base 53 to 4819 and encodes 1588 amino acids. The transcript has 31 exons.